UUUUCGGAACAAGGAUUCAAAACAGCCGCUAAAACUAUCAGGACGAUAUUUUGGAACUUGUUGUCAAGCCUCCAAAUGAUACUCUGUUUGCUGGAAGCCAUUGGGUUUUCCAGCAAUAUUCCUCUCCAGCUCACAAGGCUAGGUCAACUCUGCUGUAAAAGAACAUUCCAGAGUUCUUCUCUGAUUGGCCCUCAGGAAGCCCUGAUCUCAACUAACUAUAUUAUCGGCUUUGGUCCGAACUGGAGAGGAUGGCAUGCCACAGAGCACACCCUAACUUGGAAAGCCUCAAACAAUCUCUGGUCCGAGCAGUUGAGCGCUUUCCUCAAGAAGUGCUGCGUGCUGCUAUUGAUGACUGGCCACGGAGAUUGA
Molecule: messenger RNA, 369 nt
Organism: Nezara viridula (southern green stink bug)
Lineage: Eukaryota; Metazoa; Arthropoda; Insecta; Hemiptera; Pentatomidae
Source: the annotation of a GenBank genome assembly